UCUCAGAGGCGGGGUCACGUGCCCACUGCCGCUGGGUUAGGACGCGGGUUGCUAGUGGUGGCGGAGGGUGGGCUCUGUAGCCGGCGAAGUCCACUGAGAGCGGUCGGGGCUGCCAGAGUCCUUGCGUUGGCAGGAUGUCCCUGGCUGCCUACUGUGUCAUCUGCUGCAGAAGGCUAGGAUCCUUUCCUCCCCGAUCAAAAAGUCACAUGUCCUGGAGAAGUAUCCGAAAUAUAAUCAGAUUUACUGGAUCUCUUAUCGUAGGGGGUUCUCUAUUUAUUACAUACGAAGUGCUGGCCCUGAAAAAGUCUUUAAUGUUGGAUACUCAGGUGGUGGAAAGAGAAAAAAUGAAGUCUUACAUCUAUGUGCACAAGGCUCCUGUAGACAGGCUAGACAACCGUGGGAUUGUUUGGCAGGCAAGAAAAGAACUUCACAGAGCAGUAAGAAAAGUGUUGGCGGCAGCAGCCAAGGCACUGCGGAGCCCAUUUGCUGACUCCUUCAGCACAGUCGACAUAGAAGAUCAUGACUGUGGAGUGUGGCUGCUCCUGAGGAAGAGCCGGGAGGACAAUCGAGCUGCACGACUGGAGGCUGUGCAGGAGAUGUCAGAGGCUCACCACUGGCAUGACUACCAGUACAGGAUAAUUGCUCAAGCCUGUGACCCGAGGACCCUUAUUGGUUUGGCACGAAGCAAAGAAAGUGAUCUUCGCUUUUUUCUCCCACCCCCUCCAUUGCCACCUUUAAAAGAAGACUCCUCCACCGAAGAGGAACUCAGGCAUUUGCUGGCUUCUUUACCUCAGACGGAGCUUGAUGAGUGUCUCCAGUAUUUUACAUCCUUGGCUCUUAGUGAAAGCAGCCAGAGCCUGGCUGCACAGAAGGGAGGACUGUGGUGUUUUGGAGGAAAUGGACUGCCUUACGCGGAAAGCUUCGGGAAAGUUCCCUCAGCUACAGUGGAAAUGUUCUGUUUAGAAGCCAUAGUAAAGCAUUCGGAGAUACCUUCACACUGUGACCACAUUGAAGCAGGUGGGGGCUUGCAGCUCCUGCAGAGGCUCUACCAGCUUCACAAGGACUGCCCCAAAAUACAGAGAAACGUCCUGAGGAUCAUUGGAAACAUGGCUUUGAAUGAGCAUCUUCACCCUGCUAUAGUCCACUCAGGAUGGGUAUCUCUCAUGGCAGAAGCCUUGAAAUCCUGCCAUAUUAUGGAGGCUUCCCACGCCGCCAGAACCCUGGCUAACCUGGACCGAGAAACUGUGGGUGAGAAAUACCAGGACGGAGUAUAUGUGCUCCAUCCCCAGUGUCGGACAAGUCAGCCCAUUAAAGCCGAUGUCCUUUUUAUUCAUGGCCUUAUGGGAGCAGCGUUUAAAACCUGGCGCCAGCAUGACAGCCAGCGGGCUCUGACUGAAAAUACUGUGGCGGAUGAAGACAGGUACACUACAUGCUGGCCCAAGACAUGGCUAGCUAAGGAUUGUCCUGCACUUCGAAUCAUAUCUGUGGAGUAUGACACGAGUCUCAGCGACUGGAGGGCAAGGUGCCCUACGGAGAGAAAGUCCAUUGCAUUCAGAAGCAACGAACUUCUCAGCAAGCUCAAAGCUGCUGGUGUUGGGGAUAGGCCAAUGAUUUGGAUCUCACACAGCAUGGGAGGUCUCCUUGUCAAGAAGAUGCUGUUGGAAGCCUCUAAGAACCCAGAGCUGAGCGCGGUGAUAAACAAUACCAGAGGAAUCAUUUUUUACAGUGUCCCUCAUCACGGGUCACAUUUGGCUGAAUACUCCGUUAAUAUUCGAUAUCUUCUCUUCCCCUCUCUGGAAGUCAAAGAACUCAGCAAGGACUCUCCUGCCCUGAAGAUGCUACAGGAUGACUUUCUGGAGUUCGCAAAAGACAAAAACUUCCAAGUGCUGAACUUCGUAGAAACACAGCCAACAUUUAUCGGCAGCAUGAUUAAACUGCAUAUAGUGCCUGUGGAGUCUGCAGAUUUAGGCAUUGGGGAUCUAAUUCCUGUGGACGUCAACCACUUAAAUAUUUGCAAGCCAAAGACAAAAGAUGCAUUUUUGUACCAACGUACUCUACAAUUCAUCUGCGAAACUUUAGCCAGAGACCUUGAAAACUGACAGCUACGUUCUUCCAUUUUUGUGUGUGAAUACAGUGCAAGAAACGUGGCAUUCUCCAUCUCUUGUUAAGCUCUACGCAGUCCUGUGCACUCACUGCACGUGGGUUGCAGACAGCAGAGCGCAGCUCUUCACGCAAGCACUGGGAGAUGCCCGAGUAUACCUGGAGGCCACAGAGGAAGGGUUACAUUGAGAAACUCCUUUGUGCUGGGCCUUGGGGUUGGGAGCAGAGCUGCUGUGGCCAGAGGGCCUGACCACCUGAGACUUUCCCAGUUUACCCAAGAGUCCUGACAGGCAGCUUAGCACACUAUGAGAAUGAAAUUUGGGGAAAAGAAGCUAGAACUUACAGAGGCUGUGUCUGACCUGGCUAUCAUGUGUUGUAAUGUUUUACUGCCAGUUUUUAAUGUCAAUAUGUCAGUUACACAUUUGACACUUUUUCAGUGGUUCCCACACACCUGCUUGUAUGCGUGGACCAGUCUUGUAUGCUUCUGGUUUUUUCAUAUUGCUCAGAACAGUUGUUUUUUUAAGUAUUCUUUCUAGGAUAUUUUAAUUAGUUAUUCAGUAAUAUGCUCCAGAUAAGGUAAGGAUCAGGUUAUGAACAAACCCAUUUGAAGCGAUCAGGUAUACUAACCACUUAGUGUCACGACUCUCAGAUUCUCUGGCUAUAUAAUAUAGUUUUCCUUCACACUUUUUAGAGGGAGGAUAGGAACUCAUGCUGAUAACCUUUUUUGUGUUUGAGUAAUAGCAUUAUUAACAUGAAAUUCAUGGUGUGUGUGUGUGUGUGUGUGUGUACACACAUGUAUAUGUAUGCGUGUGCGCCAGCAUGCAUAUGUGUGGUGCUAGGGAUCAAACCUGAAACCUUGUGCAUGCUAGCCAAGUACUCUGCCAGUAUGCUAUGUCCUCAGCCCCAAAUAUAUAUCUAGGAAGAACACAACUUACUGAUUUUGGUAUAUUCAAAGUUACCAACUAUCACCACUGUCCAAUUUCAGUCUAUUGUAUUGUCCCCAAAGAUGUCUCAGCAGCAGGCAGUCCCCUCCUGUGACCCUAACCCCAGUAAACACUAACACUUUCCAUCUCUGUGCAUUUGCCUAGUGGACAUUCAUAAAGUUAGAGGCUUCACCGUGUUGUUCUUGGCAUAAUGGUUCUUUGUUUCAUUGGUCUUUUUCUGCCUCUCUGUGCUUCUUCCCUGUCAAGCAGGGAGCACUUUUGCCCAUCCUCCCAUUCUCCCUUGAUGUCCUGUUUUACACCAUGACCAGUGACCAGUGACUGAAACCAUGAGCAGCAGACCUCUCAUUUAACUCUGCUGCCCAGGUAUCUGUCUUGGAGGUGAAUGUGAAUAUGGUUCUAUUUAAAACUGCAAUCUGAACAGAGCUAAGUUAGUGUUGCUGUUUUUCUGACAAGUCAGUCAGCAUUUCUCCUCUGUUUAUAUGGUAGAAAGGCCACUCUCCAUUUGUCACAAAGGCAUAGAAGAGGCUUCUCAUACACAAGACAAAGGAUAAUAGAGCAAGACAGAACAAAUACAGCACUGGCGGAAGAGGUACUUGUAACCUAGCACUUGGGAGGCAGAGGCAGGCGAAUUUCUGAGUUCAAGGCCACUCUGGUCUACAGAGUGAGUUCUAGGACAGCCAGGGCUACACAGAGAUACUUUGUCUCAAAAAAAAAAAAAAAAGCAGUACCAUUCUGAACAAAGACAUGAUUGAAAACAAACGAGCACAGAGAGAUAACUACAAAACAGUGGGGCAUUAAAGACUGUACAAACACAUUGCUCAGCAUAGACACACAGUAGCUGCAGAAAGAAAGUAAAAAGAUACCAACUAUCAGACCUUUCAAAGGCAAGUAACCCUCCUAUCUCACAUUAGACACAGUAACAAGGAAGAAACUUCAUUCUCAGCUAAGCCGCCCUUGAAACCAGUAUCAGCCUAAUUAACAGAUAUGGUCAGGCUGCAGGAACUCAAGUGUUGGCGAAGCCUAACUGUUCAGCUUGAGUUCAUAUAAAUUAGAAUGUGACAGAAUGGCACAGAAUGUAAUCUGGUAUUUUAUUAUAAAUGCACAUAGAUUUCUGAAUGUUAGUGAUAGUUUAUGGAUACAUUUGAAGUAAAACAAUCCACAACUAAAAUAUUUUGGUGAAGAGAGGACAUUACUGUUACAGGGUUAAAGAAAAGCCAGUAUGGCUGCAACUCUGACAUUCAACAAGGGGCAGAACCAGAGACAGCAAGGAUGGAGUUGCUAGGAAUUUGAGUUGGGAGAUGCACAGGAGCAAGGUUCAAGGUCUUUCUAGGGCAGAGAAGUGGCUCCGAUACUGCAACGUAGAUGGUGCAUUGUUAUACCUUAGAUGUACAGCACAGGAAGCGAAGCUGAAUGUGAAGCCGGGGCCGUCAGAGGUAAUGGCGUGCCAGCGUAAGGUCAUUAGUUGUAGCCAUCCUAAGGCAGGCAUCUGGGAGAGCUCCCUAUGGGAACAGGUAGUGUGUGGGAACCCUAUAUUCCUUAAAUUUAACUUUCCCCUGUUGACACUAAUCUUACUCAGCAUACCGCUGAGCCCAGCCCAGCCAGGGACAGUUUGCAUUGUAGUGAGUGUGAGCCUGUCUCCUACCCCCUUGGAACAAAGAUCCUGCAGUCUGCUGAUUCCUUUCUUGGCCAGGUCUGAGUCACACAAAGAGAAAUCUUACUGGUUUACCAUCUUGAGAUUACCAGUAUAUUCUUAAUCCUGAGAGACACAAUAUGAGUAACUAUAUUCUGUGAAUAAGAUCAGAAUAAACAUGGGUAGACUUUGAAGAGUACAUAGUCCCAUCUGAUUCCAUGAAAAAAUGUAUCCAAAGCACCCUCAGAGUUCAUCCAUUCCUCAGCCUGCUGUAAGGGCCUCUGGAAGACAGACUAGCCUCACCCAAGCUUCACACAUAGCCAGGCAUGAUUCCUGUGUGUGUGUUACAUCAGUGAUCCAUGACAGCCGCUCUCACACAAUACAUCCUAAGGCUUAGCUUUUUUCUUUCUCUGUUUACAUCUAGUUGCUCUGUGUGUGCGCACACACAAGUCAGAGGGCAACAUUUGGGAGUUGCGAGUCCUGGGACUGAACUCAGAUCUUCAGGCUUGACAGCAAGCACCUCUCGCUGCUCAGCCACCUCUUGGCCCUCAAGCCAUAAAUUUGUAACCUUAUUCUCUGGCUUUUCAACCAGUCCCAAUUGUUGAGAGAUUGAGAGAACCAAAACAUCACACAGUACAAACUAGCUAGCUAUUGCAUUUGACAUCAAGGAAGGCUGGCCAAAGAGAAGAGUCUGAGGAUUCUCUUCAGGUCUGAAAAAAGCUUCAAUUUUAAAAAGACGAAAACAUCUAAUGCAUCCAACAUAGGACAAAUUACCAAUCAAGAUCCACAGCAGGCUCUGAUUGGUCACUGAUCUCUGGGUGUAAGUUUCUCAGUCUCCCUUUCCAAUGAAAUGACCAUUCGAAAGUCAUUUUAACAAAUGACUUCCUUUAUACAUGUCGGGGAGAUCUUUCAAGUAUCUCAAACUUUAGCAACCUUAGGCCUUUGUAGAAAUUUCUGCAGUUCCUAAUUUCAGUCACCUUAACAAAUAUUUUUAGCUUGUAGGAAAUCAGAGCGUCUAUACUAGGGUCAGUGAGACUGAAAUUGUCAGCAUUGCCCCUGAAAUGCUGUGCAAAACGACUGAGUACCCACACUUUGUAACUUUGGCUGUCCUGGUACAAUGUAGGCCAGGCUGGGUUCUCACAGAUAAACCCCUGCCUCUGACUCCUGAAUACUGGAUUAAAGAUGUAUGCUACCA
Mastomys coucha (southern multimammate mouse) is the source of this 5869-nucleotide messenger RNA. RefSeq names its product serine active site containing 1 (gene Serac1). NCBI's taxonomy places the organism in Eukaryota, Metazoa, Chordata, Mammalia, Rodentia, Muridae. Bases 135 to 2099 code for a protein of 654 amino acids. The transcript is spliced from 17 exons. The record is from RefSeq and is a predicted model, not a curated record.